Molecule: messenger RNA, 1896 nt
Organism: Folsomia candida
Lineage: Eukaryota; Metazoa; Arthropoda; Collembola; Entomobryomorpha; Isotomidae
Exons: 1
Coding region: 1-1896 (631 amino acids)
Molecular function (GO): zinc ion binding; nucleic acid binding
Source: RefSeq, a predicted model, not a curated record
AUGGACCGCCUAAGGAAAGUCAGGACACCAGUGAGAGCAUCAAUAACGAGAAUAGCCAAUGAAGUUGAUGCUGAACUGGCGAAGACCACACCCGGCCUGAUAGACCUCCAAGUUAUGUUCAGCCGCCUGGAGAAGCAUCUAACAGAAGUCGACGACCUUGAUCAGAAGAUGUUGGGAUUGCUAUUGGAUGCAGAUUGUACUGAAGAUGAAUACGCGGCGGAAAAGGAUACAAUUGAACAAUAUCAAAACCGGGCGACUAGAGCAAAAUGUCGCAUUGGAGAAGUUAUGACGCGUGUUCCUUCUACACAAGGCAGCCCAACCAGAAGCUACGCAUCAGUGUAUUCGGAUGGCCAAAAGAAGAAAUCCUACAAAUUGCCGAAGAUCCAAAUAAGAAAAUUUAAUGGAGAAAUCAAAGAAUGGCUAGGAUUUUGGUCUCAAUUUAAGAAAAUUCACGAGGAUGAGGAGCUACACGACAGUGAUAAACUUCAGUAUCUCGUGCAAUCUAUGGUCAAUGGAACUCGUGCUCAUGAUUUAGUGACGAAGUAUCCUCAGACAGCAGAAAACUACCCAAAAGCUGUGGCAGCUCUCCAGCAGCGGUUUGGGAAUACGAAGUUGUUGACUCAAUUCUACGUCAGAGAAUUAUUGAAGAUGACAUGGAACGCAAAGUCAAAAGAGAAGAUGUCGUUAUCAAAGUUAUACGACAGUCUGGAUUCGCAUUUGCAAGCUUUGGACUCAUUGGGUGUGACCAGAGAACACACUUUUUUGUUUCCGAUGGUGGAGUCUAGUUUACAAGAAGACAUCCUCCUGGCUUGGCAAAGAAGCAGUUUUUACCGAAGAGACGGUGCAGCAGAGAAUCCACCGAAAUCAGAACUCGAUUACCUUAUGGAGUUUCUGCGGCAAGAGGUGGAGAAUGAAGAACAGAGAUCACUUGCACGAGAUGGCUUCAUGCAAGACACGAUCAAUUUGAAAGAAAAGAAGAACUUGCAUCUACAUCAAAAGAAGUUCAGUGGCGAGGAGGACAUCCCCACCUCGGCUGGAUUGACAGCAGCAAAAAUGCAAUGUAUUUUUUGCGACAUGACCAGCCACAAUAGUCAAGAUUGUAGACGAGCAAGAAACAUGACGAUUGAUGUGAAGAGAGAAAAGGUACGGGAGAAGAGGGUUUGCUACAUCUGUCUGAACCCCGGCCAUAUUUCUAAAACCUGCAGGGUCGCGGUGCAAUGCCAAAACUGCGGAAGAAAACAUCAAAGUAUUAUGUGUGAAGCGAGACGGGAUGAAGGUGACGUUAGGGGACAAGAUGUACGUCAACAAGUAAAUACAGUGACACAUCUCACCAAUUUCAGCCAGAAUGCAGAUGUGCUACUAAAGGUCGUGGUAGUUAGAGCCGUUGGACCUGUUGGUACAUCCGUUGUCCGUCUUCUCAUCGAUGAAGGAAGUCAAAUGAGCUAUAUUGGAUCAAGAACCAUUCAAGCCAUUGGAAACAAGUCGAUCGGAGUUGAAUACGUCCGAAAUUUACUUCUUGGUGGAUUUGUAACAGAUAUGCACGCCGAGAAGAUUCAUGAAGUCAAGAUUGAAAGCCUGGAUGGGAAAAGAAAGAAGAAGUGGACGUUGAGAGAGAAACCAAUCAUCUGCACGUCCAUUCCGAGAGUUCCUAAGGGCCCAUGGACAGAUCGCCUCAGAAAUAGCAAGAUAUUUCUGUCGGAUUGUCAAAACAGCCACGUAGAUGAAGCCGACAUAGAAAUUCUCGUCGGAUCUGACCUGCGAGCAGAAUUGUGCACAGGGAAGAAAGUAGAGUUGGGAGCAAACCUGAUUGCUGAAGAGACGAUAUUUGGAUGGGUGUUGAGUGGUCCAAUUCCUGCCCCCAAGAAUUUGGCAUCAAACCUAACAAUUGCGCUCUAA